AUGAAGAUAAACAACUUUCUCUCCUUUUUGCUUUUUUCUUUUCAAUUAGUUGCUGGUGACUACUACGAUACUCUUGGAUUGUCCAAAGAUGCCAGUGAUAGAGAUAUCAAGAAGGCUUAUAGAAACUUGAGUAAGAAAUAUCAUCCUGACAAGAAUCCAGGGGAUGAAGAGGCUCAUCACAAGUUCCUUGAGAUCGGUGAAGCCUAUGAUGUCUUGUCUGAUGAGGAAAAAAGAAAAAUAUACGAUCAAUACGGUGAAGAAGGGUUGAAGCAUGGUGGGGCGCCUCCACGUCAGAAUGGAGGGUUUGAUUUCUUUGAUCAGAUGUUUGGUGGAGGUGGUGGAUUUAAUCAAGGUAACCGUGGAGGUGGUGGCAAACAAAGAGGUAAAGAUGCGCAUACCGAGCUCACAGCAACUUUGAAAGAGUUUUACAAUGGUGUGGGAAAAGAAUUUAGCCUUGACAUGCAGAAUAUUUGUGAGGAUUGUAAAGGUAGUGGGAGUGAAGAUGGAAUUGAUCACACUUGUGGGGUAUGUGGAGGAUCUGGUAUCAGACUUAUCAAAAGACAAUUAGGUCCGGGAAUGUUCCAACAGAUUCAAACGCAUUGCGAUCGUUGUCAAGGUAAAGGGAAAGUUAUUGAAAAUCUUUGUCAUAAAUGUCAAGGAAACGGAGUCGUUAGAAAAAUCAGAGAUUAUCACUUCCAUUUAGAACCUGGUUCUGACAGGGGACAUGUAGAGAAGUUUGAACAAGAAUCUGAUCAACAUCCAGAUAUAAUUCCCGGAGAUUUACAUGUUGCUGUGAAGGAAAGCCCAGACGGUAAUAUGGGUUAUAGAAGAAAACACAAUGACUUGUAUAGAACAGAGCCUAUCACCUUGAAAGAAGCCUUGGUUGGCGGCUGGGAAAGAAAUAUUGGAUUUUUAGAUUUGGAUUACAAUACAAUUACUUUGAAGAGAAACUCUGGGGAGAUGAUCGUUGAUGGAGAAAUAGAAAUCAUUAAAGGUAAAGGGAUGCCGCUCAAAGAUGGCGCAGAUGAAUUUGGAGACUUGUAUGUGGAAUAUAAGAUAAUAUAUCCUGGGGGCUCAGCAAAGGCUGCAAAAAAAUUGAAAGAUGAACUUUGA
Molecule: messenger RNA, 1113 nt
Organism: Saccharomycopsis crataegensis
Lineage: Eukaryota; Fungi; Ascomycota; Saccharomycetes; Ascoideales; Saccharomycopsidaceae
Gene: SCJ1
Product: Scj1p
Exons: 1
Coding region: 1-1113 (370 amino acids)
Biological process (GO): response to heat; protein refolding
Cellular component (GO): cytoplasm
Molecular function (GO): Hsp70 protein binding; ATP binding
Source: RefSeq, a predicted model, not a curated record